Messenger RNA from Lytechinus variegatus (green sea urchin), 1631 nucleotides. RefSeq lists its product as uncharacterized. The record is from RefSeq and is a predicted model, not a curated record. The coding region runs from base 1 to 1542 and encodes 513 amino acids. Gene Ontology annotation, cellular component: plasma membrane. NCBI's taxonomy places the organism in Eukaryota, Metazoa, Echinodermata, Echinoidea, Temnopleuroida, Toxopneustidae. The transcript has 7 exons.
AUGUACAUUUUUUUUCUCUCUCUCCCUCUCUCUCACUUUUUAGAUGUUCGUCUUGAGAAUGGGAAUGGAAAUGGAGCGCAUGAAGGGAGCGUUGAGAUCACUACUGAUCUAUACAACUGGCAAAUAAUAUGCGGAAGCAGCGAAUUCGAUAUUCUGGAUGUCAUCGUGAUUUGCCGGCAACUCGGUUAUCCUGGUGCUAACAGGGCUUUGACGAGCAGUCCGUACCCGGCAGGCAAUUACCCGAUGUCUACGACCGCGUUCCAUUGCUCUGGGAAUGAAUAUCAUCUAAAUAACUGUUCCUACACCGAAACCGUAUGUGCAUCUCGACAGGUAGCCGGUGCUGUAUGCUACAGACGGGAUAGCGGAUACAUGGGCUGUUUUACCGACCGGUUCACCGAUCCGGUUUUGACGGGAGUAGUCGUAGCCGACCUGGUUAUGACGCGUUCUCGAUGUGUGGAUUUCUGUAUCAGAAAUGGAUUCGUGUACGCGGGGUUGAAGUUCGGGACAAAGUGUACUUGCGGGACUGAGGGUGCCGAUUACUCGAGGUACGGGAGAAUAAGUGAUUCGCAAUGUCAUUAUCCGUGUGGGGGAGCUCCUUCAGAAAGCUGUGGAGGAUACGAGGCACUCGCUGUUUUCAAAGUUGCGAGUGAUAGACCAAGGCCUACAAGUCGUCCAAUAACAACUCUGACGUCAUUUUAUCAAAACAAACGGACCACGACGAAAGACACUGGAUACAACCGUACACAACCGGAAGUCACAUAUGGUUACCCAAGCACCCCCGCGGUGACGGUCAGGAUGGUGGCAAAGGAAGGAAAUUUCAUCAACCAGCCCUCCGGUAUAGCUGUUGUCAUUUCAUUAUCAGUUAUUACAGUUAUCCUAGUAUUGGCAGUCGUCUUCCUCGUGCGAAGAAGGUCAUCACCACCUGAUUCUAAACGAAAGCCCAGUAAUCGUCCUUACGAAGAAAUAACCCUCGACAUUCAAGAAAUAGAAACCCCGGAAACGACGCCAAACAGUUACUGUGAAAACGGGGAUGUUCCUCUGAGUACACCGUUAGUUAUCACACCUAGGAGCCAUACAUACGAGCAGGCCGACCUGUUUUCAUACGGCGAAAGGAAUUCCGAAAUGUACAGCACCGUCCCAGACGUGGUUUCCGCAAGUUCGUCAUCGGCUCCGGAAAGCCGAAGCAAGCCGAUGACUCCUCCGGCAAUUCGCGAUCUCUACGCGAAGCCGCAUAAGGAGAGGGCGCGGCGCGUGCCGAGGAAAGACACGGGUUAUGAGACGAUUGAAGACGAGGACUUACGAGUCGACCCAAACAGCUACCUCGGAGGUGGUCGGGGGAUUCCCGAUGGGGAUGGUGGAACCGAGACCAGCCACACCGGGUAUUCGACCAUAGAAAAUGGCGGGGAUCUCGAGGAGAGCUUGAACCUUGAUGAAAUGUAUGCGAAACCUCUGAAGAAAGAACAUCGAAAGGUUGUUCGAGAGGACAGCUUUGACGAGACUUGCAUGGUUGAAAAUGAACUUUAUACAUCAACUGACUCAUAACCCCGUUAAGAAUAUUUGAACAUUGUAAUAAGUAAUUAUUUAUUGAGUACCUAUGGACUUCAUGCAUAAUUUCGAUAUAUAAAUGUGAC